AUGACUGAUACGGGUUUACAGAUUAAGGGCAUCAAGCAAGGGAUAAGAGAACAAUAUUCUGACAGCGAAGGUCUGUCAGGUAAGAAGGGAUCCAGUCACAGUGGGUGGAAAGAGCAUUUAUCGCUGGUGAAAAACCGUCCCCCCCAAUACAACCAAAUUAAUCCAACUACAAAGGAAAGAUUUUUUAAUUCAAACACACGUAUUAUUGAGAAUCCACUGGAAACAUCCGCAUCGUUUCAAUACAGAGUUUGUAACAGCUGUGGGAAACCAUUGGCAUUAAACGCCAUUGUAGAUCAUUUAGAGAAUCAUUGUAAAGGUGAUAAUCCUUCUAGUGUGGGCAAUAGAGAGAUGACAGAUGAAGAGACGGAGCUAAACGCUUCACCAAGGAGGCAGAAUGGCGGUGAAAACAAUGGUAACAAUAAGAGACAAAUGGAGGAAGAAGACUCACCAACGCCAGAUCAAGAAAAUAGAAGGUUCAGAGAGGAUAGCGGGACUCCUCAGGCUACUCCGAUGAAAAAGCAAAGAAAAGUUAAACAGAGAAACCCAACGCAGAAGCACCUAAUCGAUUUCGACAAACAAUGUGGUGUCGAACUACCUGAAGGUGGCUACUGUGCACGUUCCUUGACUUGUAAAUCACAUUCCAUGGGGGCUAAAAGAUCUGUCAAUGGGCGUAAUCAGCCAUUUGACGUUUUGUUAGCGGCAUACCAUAAGCAACAUCAAACAAAGAUUGGUGCCGCUGCAGAGAAAAGGGCUAAACAACAGGAGAUUCAAAAGCAACAGAAGCAAAUACAAAGGGAACAGAAGAAGCAGAUGCAGCAACAGAAACAAAGUCAACGUGGUAAGAAUAAAAAUGGCUCGUCGGUGGGCAGUUCAGGUGCAAAAUCAAGCACUCCCUCUGGUGCAGGUAAAAAUGCUCAAGGCGAUAUGCGGGCCAAUUCUAGCAUAAGUUUAACGCCUGAAGAAGAAACUACACAGGUACUUAACGGUGUUUCUAGGUCAUUCCCGUUACCACUGGAGACCAAUGUGCUUUCAUCUGUAAAGCGUAGGUCGAGAUAUUUUAGAAUGAGAGAGAUGUUUGCAUCUGCGUUCUCGGUAAGACCAGGUUAUACUGCUCCUGGAUAUGGUGCGAUUCAUUCUCGUGUCGGUUGUGUGGAUCUAGAUAGAACCACAGAUUAUAAGUUUCGUAUUCGCACGCCUCAACCUAUCAAUCAGAUGCCUCCUCAGAAUCUGACACCUCAGCAACUUUAUAAGAUUCAGCAAAACAAGAUGCUUCAAUCACAAAUGAUGAACAUGCAACACGAUAGCCCUAACUUAAAUGGUCAACAAGAGAUAGAGAAAAGGCAGCAGCAAAUGCAAGCACAAGGUAGACAACAGCAACAAUACCAAUCACCAGAAGCCGUUUCGCAGGCUAAUAACAAUAUACAAAGGCCUGUACAACAACCAAAUUUACAAGGUAAAGGACUCACUCCCCAGGAAAUACAGUUACAACAACAAAAGCUGCGACAACAGCAGCUGCAACAACAACGUUUUGAAGCAGCUGCAUUCCACCUGGCGAAUGCUACAAAAUUAAUGCAAAAUUCUAACGGUGAAGGUGGUCAAGAACAAUCAAAUAAUUACGUGGGAACUUCUUCGCCGGCGGCCAAUUCACCGCCAUCGCAGCAAUCAGUAGGAGGUUCCGUCGGUGGAAGGGUUAACGUUGGCAUAGGAAAUUUCAUGGACGGUUACGGUGGAAGGGUGAAUUGA
This is a messenger RNA of Zygosaccharomyces rouxii, 1743 nucleotides long. RefSeq names its product deubiquitination module subunit SGF73 (gene SGF73). The record is from RefSeq and is a predicted model, not a curated record. NCBI's taxonomy places the organism in Eukaryota, Fungi, Ascomycota, Saccharomycetes, Saccharomycetales, Saccharomycetaceae. The transcript has a single exon. Gene Ontology annotation, cellular component: SAGA complex. The coding region runs from base 1 to 1743 and encodes 580 amino acids. Gene Ontology annotation, biological process: RITS complex assembly; regulation of transcription by RNA polymerase II; regulatory ncRNA-mediated heterochromatin formation.